Molecule: messenger RNA, 240 nt
Organism: Colletotrichum lupini
Lineage: Eukaryota; Fungi; Ascomycota; Sordariomycetes; Glomerellales; Glomerellaceae
Exons: 2
Coding region: 1-240 (79 amino acids)
Source: RefSeq, a predicted model, not a curated record
AUGAAGCAGUGCCGAGAAAUCAGACGUCGGAGGGUCUCCGACCUCGCGUUCUACCCCUCUCCGGGGAUUACAGCAGCAACAGCAGGUACGAGCGUCCAUCCUCUGGUUUACGACAUGGGUGUCGAUAGCGGUAGACAGUUUCCCGUCGGCUUACAAGGCCGAUCCGGAGGACAAAAGAUAAGCAAGGAUGCCGCGGCGUACGCCGUCGCUUUUCUCUUCGGCAUAGAUGCGCCGACAUGA